UUUACCAACCAAAUAAAAAGAAGGCCAAAGGUGGUAGAUGCAUGAGCCUCAAAUACCACCACAACUCAAAACUCAUUAAACUCUUCUCCUUCUUUUAUUUUGUUUCUCCUCAACAAGUAUCUCCAGAACUAUAUAAGAUCUUCUUCUCACUUACCGCCUUCUUCUUUUCCCUUCAGUUUAAUUAAGGUGGCGGUGGUGGUAGGUUUGGUUUCUCAUUGAGGGUUGACUUCAUUUGGAUAAAAAGUCUUGGGCCAUUAUAAUUCAAUCAAAACACAGAUUCAAUAGCCUAGCAUCCUAUAGCAGAGAAGUGAAAAAAAAAAUUCAAAAGUCAAUAUGGUGAGCUUAAGAAGGCGCAGGCUACUGGGACUUUGUUGUGGACCAAAUGGUUAUGUGACACCGCUUCCUUUUCUAACUGCUGAGGAGAUGAUCUCUGGGAUUCCAAAUCCUAAUGGCGUAGCAGCUUAUGGUUCCGGGCCUAAGGAGGAGAAAACGCCUAUUGAAGAAGGGACACGCUCCCAGAGGCAAAGAACUCCUUCAAAAUAUAUUAUGCAUUUCAUGUCUGAUUCCUCAGCUAUUUCACCGGAUGAUUCUGGUCCCAUCUCUCUUAAAAUGGAGCAAGACUUAUGUGAUUCAGACCAGCCGUUGAAACGAAGAAAGCGGCAUAGAAGAAAGCAAGUAAAGAACCAAGAACCAUGUUUGAUGAGAGGAGUCUAUUACAAGAACAUGAAAUGGCAAGCAGCCAUUAAAGUUGAGAAGCGACAGAUCCACUUGGGAACUUUCUCUUCUCAAGAAGAGGCUGCUCGUUUAUACGAUAGGGCUGCUUUCAUGUGUGGAAGGGAACCAAACUUUGAGCUCUCGGAAGAGGAUAAACGAGACCUCAAACAACAAAGCUGGGAAGGGUUUUUGGCUUGCACACGCCGAAAAAUUACCAACAAAAAACCUAAGAGAAGGAUGGAGCCAGAGGAACUCUAAUUAGGGUGGGUGUAGUUGAUGAUGAGAUCAAUGGUAGUUAUGGACCUUAUGGUACGCUGUUUACCUGAAGAAAAAAGAAGAACGAGAUUCACAAAACGUGACUAUUCUUGCAGACAUCUCUACAAUUUUUUGGCAGGGGUAAAGAGACUCAAUACGAAGAAAAUGUUAGAUACAUAUGAGGCUUAAGAGAUGUAUGAAACAAUUGAUAGGAUUUUUUUUUUCUAUAUUUAUUCAGACAUGAUUUGUGUAGCUUAUACCUCACGGGUAAGUUGCUUAAUAUAUUACAAAAGAUUUAUUAAAUUUGAUUUUUAUUAUUA
Molecule: messenger RNA, 1289 nt
Organism: Brassica napus (rape)
Lineage: Eukaryota; Viridiplantae; Streptophyta; Magnoliopsida; Brassicales; Brassicaceae
Product: ethylene-responsive transcription factor-like protein At4g13040
Exons: 8
Coding region: 334-972 (212 amino acids)
Biological process (GO): regulation of DNA-templated transcription
Molecular function (GO): DNA binding; DNA-binding transcription factor activity
Source: RefSeq, a predicted model, not a curated record